AUUUUUUAUACGUUGCAAUAUUUUUUUAAAUAUAUCAAAUUAUAUUGCAAUAUUCUGCAAUAAAAAGACAUCUCAACAGGCAAUGUAUGUGUACUUUGUUAUGGAUGUAAUACAUAUGCUUUACAUAAAUAUUUCUGUAAAGACAACAACAUGCAAAGAUAAUUUUUAAAUGUGUAUUACAUAUCUAUAAACAGAAAUGAACAUAAUAUGCAUAUAUUAGUACGUAAUAAGAUAUUAAAAUUAACUUAAUAAUCUCACAGCUUCGAAAUAAAAUGUAUACUUACUAUUAAUCUGAAAAACACAGAGAAAUUUCCAAACUCUUCACAGGGAACGAUAAUGAAAUCGAUGCCCCUAUCUUAAUUCUGUGCUCCUCUCCAGGCACGCGGUCGUAAAAGUGACCUAACCAGCUGAUUUCGCUUCCCGUCGAGAAGCAUCAUGGGUAGUGUAGUCCAAUUGGCUGACUUCCUGAAUUGUUUCUAUGUCCCGACGAGAGAAAGCAGGUACGACUACAAUUUCCACAAUCCAUAGCGAAGAAAAUCAGUGACGCGGCAGGUAUUUGUGACUCUGACCUAAAGGGGCCAGACACUGCUUAUGAUGGUCAGAUCCGAUUACCCGCACUAAGAUCGUGUAAUCGAUCCAUUAUUUAAGAGCGAAAAAGAAAGAGCAGAGAGGAAAAAGACGCGCUUAUAAGUUCAAUGCGCCCGUUUUCGUUCCCAGCCAGCCGCGGAUCUGCGCUCACUUGCCUUUGUCACAGCAAGUUGGGACGGAGUGCUUGAUUGUUUUCGCCCGCUACGCACAGACUCACAGAGAAGAAGCCAGCGAGCUGUCGAGGAGCGACGAGGGAGUCACGACGCACCGCCGCUGUUUCACAGAGAGCCUUCGCACCGAGCUGGAAGACCUGGGCGCAGUUGAGUUUGAUCCAUCACCAUCUUGCACGUCUGCAACAUGUUACUGUCUUGAUGCAUACUAGCCAUGAAAAGCAAUUCAGAUCUGCAAGAAAUUUGUUGGCAGAAGAGUUUGGUCACUCAGCCCUUUCAUUCUACUCACGAAUCACAGCGGCAGUGAUUCUCUGGGCCUCACACGGACCUGCACACUUUUACUUCUGGAGAUAAAACUUUUCCAAGAGAAUGACAAGAAGGCACUGAAGCCCAGGAUUAACUGUGGAAGACUUUCGGGACAGCCAGGCUAAUGUUCUCUCCUGACCAAGAAAACAUUUCUGCUUCCACCAAAGUGCCCGUCAAGUUCGGAGAGCUGAUUGUGCUCGGAUACAAUGGCUCCCUCCCCAAUGGAGACCGUGGGAGACGUAAAAGCCGCUUUGCUUUAUGCAAGAGACCAAAGGCCAACGGGGUGAAGCCGAGCACAGUGCAUGUUGCCUGCACCCCUCAGGCAGCCAAGGCAAUAAGCAACAAGGACCAGCACAGUAUCUCUUACACUCUCUCUCGAGCACAGACAGUGGUGGUAGAAUACACACACGACAGCAAUACAGACAUGUUUCAGAUUGGACGGUCGACCGAGAGCCCCAUUGACUUCGUCGUGACGGACACGAUCCCUGGCAGCCAGAGUAAUUCCGACACGCAGUCCGUUCAGAGCACCAUCUCCAGGUUCGCCUGCCGGAUCAUGUGCGAGAGGAACCCCCCCUACACCGCCAGGAUCUACGCCGCCGGCUUUGACUCAUCCAAGAACAUUUUCCUCGGAGAAAAGGCCGCCAAGUGGAAGAUGUCAGACGGUCAGAUGGACGGCCUCACUACAAACGGAGUCCUUGUCAUGCACCCGCGCAACGGCUUCAGCGAGGACUCCAAGCCAGGGGUGUGGAGAGAGAUCUCUGUCUGUGGAAACGUCUUCACCCUGCGGGAGACCAGAUCGGCGCAACAGAGAGGCAAAAUGGUGGAGAACGAAACCCACGAGCUGGUGGACGGCUCGCUGGUCGACCUGUGCGGCGCCACGCUGCUGUGGCGCACGGCGGAGGGGCUGGCCCGCACGCCCACCCUCAAGCACCUGGAGGCCCUGCGGCAGGAGAUCAACGCGGCGCGGCCCCAGUGCCCCGUGGGCUUCAACACGCUGGCCUUCCCCAGCAUGAGGAGGAAGGAGGUGGUGGACGAGAAGCAGCCCUGGGUCUACCUCAGCUGCGGCCACGUCCACGGUUACCACAACUGGGGCAACAAGGAGGAGCGCGACGGCAAAGACCGGGAGUGCCCCAUGUGCCGCGCGCGGGGCCCCUACGUGCCCCUGUGGCUGGGCUGCGAGGCGGGCUUCUAUGUGGACGCCGGGCCCCCGACUCACGCCUUCAGCCCCUGUGGCCACGUGUGCUCUGAAAAGACAGUGGCCUACUGGUCCCAGAUCCCCCUCCCACACGGCACUCACACUUUCCAUGCGGCCUGCCCUUUCUGCGCACAGCAGCUGAGCGGGGAGCAAGGCUACAUUAGACUUAUAUUCCAAGGACCUGUGGACUAGGCCUCUGCCAGGACUAGUAAGGUGUCUUAUCCAGCUGAGCUUAUGAUGCAAAAUAAGCUAGUUUUGUUUUUGUUUUUUUUCCUUUUUUGAGAUUUUUGGAACUUUUUUAAGUGACCUUUCUAGUGAGUGCGGUUUCAUAUUUACGAGAACAAAAACCAGACAAAAAAAAAUCAGUUUCUAUUCAUCAUUCUGACCCCCACCACAUACAGACAUAGAACAGCUUGGGUGAAAGGUUUGCUUUUAUUUCUAGGUAAGUAAUAUCUUAUUUCUAAAGUAACACAGUUGAUGGGGUUGUAAUUGACAUUAUGUCCUUUUAUAUGUCAUUCACAGUUCUGUGUGGGGGUUUAUUCCCCUUUUCCCAAAUAUGAAAAGAACACAAAAACAGAUUUAUUUAUACUUAAUAAAAAUACCACUCUGAGAUGCAAACUAUAUUAGUUUAUAGAGAGCAAUUUACAUCCAUCUUUCUUAAUAAAUCACUAUAUUGUGUAAUAUGCUUAACUUUAAUAUUAGUAACUUUUAUAAUUUAAAUAUAAAUGUUAAUCUGUACAAAGGUAGAUUGAGUUUUGGGAUUAGCUAACAUGUAUUUGUUUUGUUACCAUCUGUUGGGGUUCCAAGAGGAUCUUUUUGAUCAUCUUAUGUUACCUGGUGAUACUUCAUAAAAUUUACACUUCAGUCAUUAGCAGUGUGCAAAUAUUUUUUCUAAGGCAUUACCAUGAAUAUAUUAACUUCAAAGCAUAAAGGUACCAGAAAGGACCUUUAUGUAAUGCCAGCUGUACAGAAAUUGAAAUUCUUUCUCGAAAAAGCCCCCGCUGACUUAAUUUCUGCCUUUCUAGUACAGCUGCAAUCAAACAGUUUCCAUUUCUGAAUGUGGCCCUUUGUGUCAGCAAUCACAAACUCAGGCCAGCUCCGUCCUAUUCCACUUUUAAAACUGUCACUGCCAAUAACCAAUUGUAUUAAAUUCACAGGGCAGAUCUGCAGGGCCCACGUAUUACUUGAAAACUCUGAUUCAUAAAAUUCGUAGCAAGAGUAAAAGACUCUGGGAUGGUUAGUGACCGUUUUAACUGUCUGUGUUAGUCAUAUGUUAGGACAAUGCUACUAUAUAUUCCAGGGGUGUGGAGUCUUGGUCCUGCAGGGUUGGUGUGUCUGCAGGUUUUCCAGCUCUCUUUAAAGCAGCAGGGCCUGAAGAGCUGGAGAAGCUAGGAAAUCAGUCCUGUUAAUUCCACCACCAGCUGUGGGUUCCAACUCUCUAAUUUUGGAAUGAAAAUCAAUUUCCAGGACCAGAGGUGGUCACACCUGAUAGAUAUAUUGAGAUAUCUUUGAAAUGACGCACAGAGCCUUUAAACAGUUUACAACACUGAAUCAUAAAAUAUUCAAAUGUAUAUUGGUUAGUGUUCACUGAAGCUGGAUUUUAUUUGGUUCCUGAGUUUUUUUUUGAAGCAUUCAAAAAAAAAAAAAGAGGGAUUUUCGGGAUUUCUGCUGUCGUGGCUACAAUGAGACUUUUCCUGAACAGGAGAAUUUUAAAUCUUGUACUGUUCAUUAAUUGGUGUUUUAUUUCCUUUUUCCAAGCUGUGUGCCUAUCGUAGAUGUCCUGUGUUUUUUUCUGUAUGUUUGCUUAAGGAGGUUGUCACCCACUGUAUGUGACAGGAGGUCUGAAAGCAGCAUUAAUCACAUCUCAGGGAGAAGCCACAGUCUGGUCACUAGUGCUCUGAAUAAGUCUGUCAUUUCAAAACAGCAAGGUUUUUAUCAGAAACCAGAUGACAGAGCUGCCUCAUCUGCAGGUUUCUGUGUUUUUUCUUUCCUUUUUUUCUUUUCUUUUUGUCUUGUCUUGAUCCAGUAUUAAAUAAUGAAAUUAAGCUAUGCUACGAACCUUUUAAAGGAACCGUGACUUGGUACAAACACAAGUAAGGGCUUUUAACUUUCAAUAUACUGUGCAUGUUCUGUCCCUAAGCAUUACUUCAAUUUCUGUUCCACUGUGCUCUGAAUUUCCCUGAUGCUUUAAGGCAAACUGUUGCAAAGUACAGUUUUGUACCAACUUUAAACAAUAAAAUUUUAACAAGUUUGAA
Lepisosteus oculatus (spotted gar) is the source of this 4514-nucleotide messenger RNA. RefSeq names its product pellino E3 ubiquitin protein ligase 1b (gene peli1b). Lineage: Eukaryota; Metazoa; Chordata; Actinopteri; Semionotiformes; Lepisosteidae. Gene Ontology annotation, biological process: regulation of Toll signaling pathway; protein K48-linked ubiquitination. Gene Ontology annotation, molecular function: ubiquitin protein ligase activity; protein binding. The record is from RefSeq and is a predicted model, not a curated record.